CUCCAAAGACGAACCAGUGAACUGCUGCUAUAACUACUCUUCCCUUCCUCCUUUCUUCUCUUCCGAGAUGGCUCUGAAUUCAGUAUCGCCACUAUCUAUUAAAUCUCUUCACGUCUCUUCUACGUCUUCUAGGUCUCAUUCAAAACCCUUUUCUCCCGUCUGCCAAAUCAACUCAAACACUGAUACUAAGAAAUGGGGAAAACUGGUUUCCGCCACAUUGGCGGCGGCGGUGAUUACCUUCGGCUCCGACCUAACAGCUCUUGCCGAUCUGAACAAAUAUGAGGCUGAACUGAGGGGUGAAUUUGGUAUAGGAUCCGCUGCUCAGUUUGGUUCUGCCGACCUCAAGAAAGCCGUUCAUGUGAAUGAAAAUUUCAGAAGAGCCAAUUUCACAGCUGCUGAUAUGAGGGAAUCUGAUUUCAGCGGUUCAACUUUUAAUGGCGCAUAUCUUGAGAAAGCUGUCGCAUACAAGGCAAAUUUUACUGGUGCUGAUUUAAGUGAUACAUUGAUGGAUCGAAUGGUUCUUAAUGAAGCUAAUCUCACAAAUGCCAUCCUAGCUAGAACAGUCCUUACACGUAGUGACCUUGGAGGUGCCGUCAUUGAAGGGGCUGACUUCAGUGAUGCUGUUUUGGAUCUUCCCCAAAAGCAGGCUCUAUGCAAGUAUGCCAGUGGCACAAAUCCUGUAACAGGAGUAAGCACGAGAGCGAGCUUAGGUUGUGGGAACAAAAGACGAAGUGCGUAUGGUUCUCCAUCAUCUCCAUUGUUAAGUGCUCCUCCUCAGAAACUGCUUGAUCGAGAUGGUUUCUGUGAUGAAUCAACUGGUCUUUGUGAUGCAAAAUAGUUGUUUGGACGUUGGAGCAUGAAGUUGUUAAGAUGCGGCAAUAUCCAUAUUGUGUACAUACAUACUUAUGUAUUAUUAGAGAUCCCAAUUGCAGCAUCUGAGGGCUUUGGAACAACACAUCCACUGUAAUAAUAUGAUAUCUAAUCAAUUAUUCUAUUUGAAAACUAUUGAGUUGAAAUUUCUUGCACUGU
Molecule: messenger RNA, 1029 nt
Organism: Neltuma alba
Lineage: Eukaryota; Viridiplantae; Streptophyta; Magnoliopsida; Fabales; Fabaceae
Product: thylakoid lumenal protein TL20.3, chloroplastic
Exons: 7
Coding region: 68-838 (256 amino acids)
Source: RefSeq, a predicted model, not a curated record